UCAGUCUCUCGCGCAAAGCGGUUCGGUGGCGACGUGCGCCGCGUUGCACUCGAUAGAUUGCGGCUGGUCCAGGUCUCUCUCGGUUCUCCUCUCACCGUUGCUCGCGGCGUUUCCCGCCUUCGACGUCGUCUUCGCCCUCGUGUGCUUCUCACCUCGCGGAGCUCGGCCUCCCCCGAAAGGGGAUGCAAGAGACGGAAGCUCGGCCGAGAUAGUCCGCGCGCCGACAGAGAAAGAGAGUGUACUUGCUAUUUUCGAGACGCCGUGGAGCCCGGCCAACGCGCGCGUCCGGUUCACCGGACGGAAAAAAUCGACGGGGAUCCGCGGGUGGAAGAUCAUCGGUGAUCCACGGACAACCGCGCCGCGCGAUCCGCCGCUCCUGGAUCCAGAGAAUCGCGAGAAACGCGUGCUCCCCGGGACGACGGAUUCCUCCUCGGCCAUUGGUCAACGGGGAAAAACAAACUGCCUCUUCCGCGUCGAGGAGCAGAGUUGAACGAUCGCUGGCGAUCGUGAUCGGAGAGCCCUGUUACGCGAGCCGUCGAGCCGAUCACACGAUCCCCGGGUGUUGACCUGCAUUAACCCGAUCGGCUUCGGGAAAUUGGCCCGGCUCUGGACCGUCUAGCUGAUUGCUAUUGACGGGGGAUCGACGAGGAUCGGUGUGCGAACUGUCGCUAGAUCGUUGCCCGAGAUCCUUCGGUGUGAUUCUUCGUCGGGGUGUGGAUAGUGCGGUUGAGGUUGUUCAGCAGAGACGAGCAGUUCUGUGAGGUGUUUGACGAUGUUUGAGGGACUGGAGAGGCGCGCGGGAUCUAUCGUUCGCUGUGCAGAAGAGUAACAGAGUUUUCUAAAGGGAGAUGAGGAUUGUGACGGGGAUCUGAUUCUGCAGCGAGUUGUUCCGCGGCGAUGGUUGCCGUUGUUUGUCCGUUGAUCGUCAUGGAGAGCUGUUUGUGGAGAGUGUACGAUGUUGGAAGGUGGACGUGCAGUGGUCUGGCUCCUUGUAUCAGCCCCACGAGCUGCACGCCACCCAAACGAUUCACGUACUAACCCAAUUGCACCUGUUUGAACCCACCAGUUGCAGAGUCCUGCACCGUAACCCCAUGACGCAUUUAACACAUGGCCCGCCUGGAGAUACCAAGCAUAGUGGUGCAUAAAGGCAGCAGGUCGCACAGCCGACCUGAGAGCCCCACGGUGGUCGUGGGAGGAGGAAUGCCCUCACUGCCGUCUUCCAGGCAAGGCUUCGUCAUAGGUGGCCCGAACGUGUCAUAUCAGAACAAUUCGGAGUCGGAUAUGAUAGACGGGAAUGCCAAUCCCAAUGUCGGCUCUUCACCCACGCUUCAUCGUACCGCGCCCUCUUGUCCACCCGAUAAGGCCGACACAGAGAACAAAAACUUUCGUAAUAGGGUAAAGUUGUUGGUCAGGAGUCAUGCCAUGAGAGAGUCGACGUCUCCCCCGAGGGAGCCAUACAACGGUUCGUCUUCUCCGCACAGUCCUCAGUCGGUAGACGGGGAGAGAAAGUACACGGGCAACCUGUCUCCUAACUCUACCAACACCAAGCUCAACAACAACGAGUCAAUGUUCAACAGCAAUCUCUGUCCGAACCAGUCCCCGAAGCAGAUGCGCAACACGGCUACUUCACCUACCUGUCGAGCUCCGUCGCGAAAUGGACAAUCUAGUCCUUCCCAAGUUCAUUCACCAAAGAAUAACACAUCUCCAACGAACGGCAAUAAGUCGGAGUUCCAGCGUUCCAAGAUGACCGGUUCGAACGUGAUUCAGAAAUGCAAUAACUGCGUGAAGAACAAUCAAAAUGACCGGCCCGGCUUGCUGCAGACACCCGUGUCGCCUACGAAAUCGGGCCAGGCGUUGCAGCACUCGCCGAAGAGCAUCAACCUGGCCCAGAACGCUCAGAACAAUCAGAAGUCGGAGCUACGUAGAUCGAACACUCUGAACAUAUGCAACAAUCAGUGCGGCACGCAAUGCGGGAACACUCUCUCCGUGAGCAGACCAGGUUCCAGGCACAAGCUCAGGCACCAGAACUCGUCCCAGGGUAGCUUUGACAGUGCUUCGCCAUGUCUGUCCAGAGACAGCAGCACAGAGCUGUACACAGACAGCACCGGUAUAGAUUUGGAACACUUCAUCGCGGAAACCAUAAAUCGUAACCAAAAGGACCGCACCGUACUGUUAAAAAUCGAGAAGGAUCUGAUAGAGUUCGCAAAGGAUACACAGAAAGUCUGCCACAAGUUCCCGAACAUGUCCUCGUACAACAGGAUGCUGGUGCACCGUGUGGCUGCUUAUUUUGGUAUGGAGCACAACGUGGAUCAGUCCGGUUCGAGUGUGGUAGUGACCAGGACGAAGAACAUGCGGAUUCCCAACACCCGUUUUAAGGAGCACAUCAGGGACGACCUGAUCCUGUCAGAGGAACCGCGUAGAAGUAUUCUGAAGAGAGACUCGAGUUCUUUCGAGGACAGUUUCAAUUUCAAAUCGCCUGAUAGGUUGUCCGGAGAUUAUUGUCGGCAAAGUAAGAGCUUCGAGGAACGGGAAGAGGAGUAUGAGCGCGCCAGGCGAAGGAUAUUCAAGGACAACAGUGGAGAUAGUGGCGAGGUUCAUUCCUGGCCUUAUUGGUCCUCUUCGGAGAGCUCUGACUCUGCCAGAUAUCGUCUGCUGCAUCCUUCGGAUCACAUGAUGAGGCAAACAAAGUUGAUGAAAGGGGAAUCCUUCGACGGAAGAGAGUCUUGUCGAAGCGGUGUCCUGAGGCCGUCCGUCUCCAAAUCCUUCAGUUUCGGUGGUUAUACCAGAGGCAUGCUGUCCAGGGGCAUGCUGUCCAGAGGGGACAGUGUCACAUCUACUCAUAGCGCUGGCGCUCGUCUUAUGAAGCAAGAUUCAGGUGCUAGCAUGUGUUCACGACUAAGUCCCUCGAGCAGCGGCUACAAGUCUCAGAGUCAGCGCAGCGAUGCAACGAUAUCCCCAUCACCGUCGCCAUCACCGGUUGCAAACAUGACGUGCAGCCACACCCAAGUAUCUAGUCAGGAUCUUGUCUCGCCGGAAACGAGCAAUCAGACGGUGAUGUGGGCGGUUACCAGUAUAUCCAGCGUGCCGCCCGGUAGCAUAAUCAUCAACCCGCAGACGAACCAGCCGUACACGAACCCGGACGGUUCGAUAUACCGUUUCGAUCCGGAGAACCCGCCAAAGUUUUAUACCUCUGCUGUGUCGCCGCACGAGAAUGACAGGAACGCCGUGUCCCCGAAGAAUACGGAGCCGUCCGAGCCAUCAAAGGUGAUCAAUAACGGUAGGAGCGAGGGUAGAAAGAGGUCGCAGAUGAACAAAAAUAAUAACAAUGGUGGUAAUGCAACGACGAUUACCCAUGUGACGAAUACUGCGACUUCGCCUAGUUUACCCUUCACGCCGCCUCCGCAGCUGAAUCCACCGCUUCAGCAUCAACCGCAGCCGCAGCCACAGCAUCAACAGCCGCAGCACCAUCAGCAGCCGCAGCACCACCAGCCACAACAACAAACUCUAGUCAAGUCGUCGUCGACGGUGCAAUCUUGUAACCACAACCAAACGGCUCAACCGUACACCACAUACAUACCUACCUCAGAAUCGUACAACCCAGGUGUUUAUCAACCCCCAGUAGGGCAGCAGACUGUGAUGAUGGCUCCUCAUCCGAACCAGGGUCAGCCGAAUGUACAGAAUAAUGGCCAAGGGGAUGUAUUUAAUCAGAACUCGGUUUACGCGAAUUAUGCAGUACCUGUGCAACAAGGACCAGUGUCGCAAACAACGGAAAUAACGGAACUGUCUGGAUAUUUUAUGGGUAUGAGUAUCUACGAUCAGCGUGUGUCCGGUGAUAAUCAUUCGACGCCACCGCAUUCUUAUCCGCAACCACAACCGUCUACACAUCAGGCGGUGCAAAGUGUGCAGUCUAUGCCGCAGAACUAUUGGCAACCGCCGCCAAACUCAGUCCCGGCGCAACAAACAAUGUAUUUUGUACCCCCGCCUGGUACAGCACUUUCGGUCAGUCAGGGUCCAGGUGAUAGGCAGCAGUUGCACCAGCAACAGAGAUACACGACGAAUUAUUCUUUUAACGCGCAAACUAUGACGCCUCCGAGCCAAUCAAAUUCCAAUUAUGUGGGCAGCUAUCCAGUUCCUUAUAAUUCGGUACCUGCUGUGACACCGACACCAGGAGAAUAUAGCUACCAACCACCGGUUCACAUGGUUCCCACGUAUUACCCGUCAGGGCAAGCGGCGAUACAACCACAACCUGUCAUGUACAGAGUACCCACGCCACCAAAUACCCCGACUUCUAAUCAGAUGCCAGGGAUGCCGUUGAUGUACGUCAAUUCAGGUAAUUAUCCACCGCCAACGAUGGUGUCCAAUGGAACGUUCGGUCAUCAAGUCGGGCACAGUGGCGCAUCUCCCGCGCCUCCUGGAACUUACAUGACUCCUGCGCUGGUUCCCAAUCUCGUUAUUAGGCAAAACGGUCCUGUUGUUGCCGGUGUUCGAGCUUCAACGCCAGGCAACUCUCAGAGGACUAGCAGGUCGCCGACUCCAGCACACGAGCUGUUCGGAAGUGGGAGUGGGGACAGAAGCGCACAACCCCAACCACGUUACCCACUGCCAAUGUAUCAGGGUGUCCAUCUUGUUCAAGGGGAUAUGAGAUUGAUGCAUCCCGGAGUACCAGCUAAUCCGCGGCUGCAGUAUGCACCAGUACCAUCACCACCUGUUGUUCAAGGUUGUCCACGACCGUACCGACCGCCUUCGUACUCGUCAAACACCUCAGGCGCUGGCACUCCCACCUCGUUCGAUGGCAGAAAUCCGAAAAUUCGUAAACAGAGGUCCAAAGUAACACCGUUGCCACCGACAGGCCCGCGGCCCAAUCUUUAUCAAACUCCUUCCAUGCCAUCGCUCUCGCCCAACGUGCCGAAAGAUCUCAGAGAAGCGAAACCUGUGGAAGACAAUAUGAUCUAAGGGACCGUGAAGGUGACAAUCACCCGUCGAAAUCAACUGGUACAAUAUUAGAUAGCUGGUCCCAGCCGUGAGAAGGGAGAAGAACGAAGAGAAGAGAGCAAGAGGAAACCGCGAAAAAGAUGGAGGAACACCGUCGCAGGCUAAUAGAAAAAUCGAACAAUUGGAACCGGACGUCGAACCAGUGGUUCACCGACACGAAACACGAUUCUUAUUAAUUAACCCGUACUUUUAAUCAUCAACGAGGAUAGGGUAAGCGUGCGCACACCGCCGCCAUGGAAAAAUAUACUCGAGCAAACGGAUAACGCUCUAAUAUUGAACAAUUUACAACAAGGACAGUAACAACACACACACACACACUCGCGUACAUGCUUAUACACGAUACAUACGUACACACACACACACACACUCACACACACACAGUCGCUGAAACUUUUUGAUAAAACGACCGAAUCCGAGAAAAGUCAUAUGUAUCGAUUAAGAAAAUUCGAACUAUCAUCAAGAUUAAUGGGUGCAGGGAGGGGUGGGGGGAGUCAUUAAAGGAAUUCUACAUAUACGUGUGUGCUGAAGAACAGAGAUGAGAGAAUGUGAGUUAUUACUACUUUUUUUUGUUUUUUUUUUAAGCAUAGGUAUAUCAGAUACACAGUGGUACAUCGUACAGAGAGUUACUGAACAGAAUUUUACCUAUUAUAAUUAUUAUAUAUAUAUUAUAUAUAUAUUAUAUAUACAUACAAUAUAUAUAUAUACAGUAUAUAUUAUAUCUGUAGAUAUUUUAAUGGCGGUUUUACAGAUAACUAAUGAAUGUGAGAUUUAAUUUUAAGGAAAGUGGAAGAAGAGGUACUGUUACAAUGAACAGACACGCACGCACACGAGACACAGAGACACGUACACACGUAUAGGAACACACGGCGAUGACCUGAACCAACCGUACGGGGUUGCUGAGGGGAGUCAGUAUAUAAUAAUGAUAAACACUAAUGUACGAGUAUUAUAAUGUACGCGUUUACUGAGUACGUUUACAAUUUGCCGCGAAUCCCACUGGAUUGGCCAGACAAGUUCGUUCAGGAACGAUCACUGCUCACCGAUUCUCCUGCGUACUGCCACCAAAGAGUUGCUUUAAUCCUAAACGGAAACGAAGAUAAUCGCUGCCGGCCGCGAUCCAGAGUGAAAUUGUUUGCUACCUCAAUUUUGAUAUCGAAAACCUUUUUGAAAACCGGCUUUCGCCGAGGGUUCACAGGGCACCUCGGCAAAUUCCGGUUAUUUUCGCAAGAUCGUUACCGAUCUCCGUGACGAGAUGCAGGUCGUUUCGAGCCCUACAAUUUAUUUCAUUGAAGAGAUUAACGAUUCGUCGAUAGACUGUGGAAUUCUAUACAUCUACAGCGAAUUCUACUAAGAAUCAUAAAAUGAUAAAUAAUACUGACCAUAGUUUUAUUUUAUUUAUAAUUCACUGAAACUAUUUUCAUCAAUGGCAGAAUUUAAUUUUUGUUAAUUUACAUUUCUCGGUUUGUAAUAUUUCAUUUGAUUGCCAAUAAAUCUUUUCAAUUGAUUGUAAUUUAAUGGAAUCGAUUACUACUAUUUGCUUUUUUCUCUCAUUUAUCUGAAACCGUUUUGAGGGAAUUGUCUUAAAUUUAUCUAUGAAAAUGAGUUUUGCUGUCUAUUUGACAACUCUAACGUUGAAAUUUGUAUAGUUUACAAGAUACAGUUUUGCAAUCUUAUGACGAAACGAAAUGACCUGUAUCACAGCACAAGUUGAAGCGUUUCUCGGAAACGCAGCGUGAUCCACGUCUAGUUUCUUUGACGUCGUUGCCGUCUCGAUCCCGAGAUCUUCGACGAUCAUUUCGGUACAUGUUAAUCUCCGAGUGAACCUGUAAACGUAUUCAGUACAUGGUCUAUAUAUAUAUAGUUCGACACAGAGUAGUUAAGUAGCGCGAAACCAUCACAGCUUAGCAGUCGCUGAAAGAUGAGCCGCCUCUUUUACGGGUCUCUUCAACAUCGUUUUUCACGUUUUGUUCUGCCUGUCUAGAAAAGAAUCGAUAUCGAUGUUCUGUCAGAGCGUUGCCUUUAAGAGGAUUCAGCAAAAUGAACUUCAAUGUCCUCCCAAACUGUUGACAAGUCUACAGUUAGCACCUGUGAUAAGACUUUCUCUGAACGAUGGAAACGUCUAAUGAAUUAUUCGAUAAAUAAUGAAAUUGAUGAUGCUAGUUGCACGGCAGAAAACCAACUAGCUAGUCGCUUUACAUCGAUGACCGCAGUCUACAAAUCUCCCAGUUAAAUAAAGUGUUGUCCAUAAUGCUGAAACCACUUAGCCGGUACGAUACCGCCCGAUAGAACUGUAAAAGUAUAAUUCAUAUCGCGCACGGUGUAACUAUGAUUCGUCUUCCAAAGCUUCUCACGGCACGCUUUUGAGUCACACACAGAAACACAAGGUUGCAUACAGGAUGUCCGAGCUAACAAGAGCAUAGAGAAAUCGUUUUCAGAGCCCGAUUCAACGUGUAUAAGUUCGUCAGCGGUGAUGGUAGCGCGUGAUCGUCGUAAAUAAACAAAAAGAUAACGUCUCCGUCUGUGAAAAAAUAUAUUAACAAUUUAGGGAUCAGCGGGAACCAAAGUUCGCGGUUUCUUUCGACGAAACGUUUCCGGUUUUUGGAAUCUGUUAUCGAGAAUCGAUGAAUCUUCGGGAUCUAUCUGCGAGGAACCGAUAGGUUUUUGGUCCCUGUUGGUCCUUGAUCGGGAAAAACCAAGUGGAAUCCAUCCAAAAGCUUCGCUUACGGUGAAUUGUACUUCAGGACGUAGGUGAAGGUGUGCCUGUCUUUUUAUGAGAUCUCCAGAGUCGUUCUCGCGUGAUCUAUGGAUCAAAGGGGAUCGGGAAGGGGAUUGGAAGCGAGUCGGGCGGACAUGUUAGUUCAGUCGUCGAUUCUAAAGAGAUGGGCGCACAACCGUAGUGUUUAACUGUACCUAAAGUCGUCGUAGAGAUUAAUGAAGAUAAUUGUACCUAUAAUGAAGAAAAAAAAAACAUACACACGCAGUCACACAUACAUAUACUCACACACAGACACACACAGACACGAAGAAAAAAUCAGUUCACGAAUCUCUCUAAGACAUAAUUAACGAAAAGCGGAAAAGAAGCAAAAAAAUAACGAAGAUGGACUAUCGGCUACAGAGGGAGCCGCCCGCGAGCAGCAUCCAAUUCUAUGGUCUUUCUGUAUUAUUUUGUGUAGUAUUGUGUGCACAGGGUGACCUAUGAUAACUGUAAAAAUUUGUGAGAGAUGUUUGGUAAAACAGACAUGGAAUUGUGAUCCGAAGUUUAUUAAAUUUUUCAGUCAAGAUGUUAAAGUCAAAGUCAAAAUCGUCUCACUUAUAUGUUAUUUCGAAGAAUUGUAUUUGAGAAAUCCUGUGCGCCAUUAAGUCCAACUUGUGUCCGUGGUUUCAGUCAAAGUAAAUGAAACUCGCGAACAGGUGAAAAUGGGAGUUGCUGGCGGGCGAAAGCGCGUUAAAACGCGACCGGAAACAGCUGAACCAAAGUCAUAAUCGCCAAUUGCACGGUCACGUUUAUUUAUUUAUUCAUUUCGCUCGCGUGUACGCUUUUAUCGAAUGCUCGACGCCCCUGUAAUCCAUCUGACUCUGGUAUUCAAUUGAUCAUACACGUUCAAUGAUUCAUUCAUUUCCAGACUGCAGAUCUUCGAGCACUUGCAGCAUGCGUGUGUUUUAAAGUGCAAGGAUCUGUGUGCACUUACUAAAAUUCAACUUUUUGCACUCGAAGCUAUUUUAAAGGCAAAACCGAAACAUUUCUUCUGACAUAUAGUAUUUCCAUUUUUAUAUAAUUCAUCUGUUUUUGGUAAUGUAAUGUAAUGCUUAAAAAUGAUAAUCUUAAUCGUCUCAGUUUCAUCCUUAGUUUGUACAUAGUUAUUUUUUUAAUUUGGUAACAUAUUUAUUCACCUCUUCAUGUUAUGCACACGAAAGUCAAUGUAUCUGCGCAUGCGACAUUACAUAUUUAAUCAUUUAUUAAAGAUAUAAACAAUUUCGUAAUGCAUGAAUUCUUUUGCAAAAUGGAAUUGUAAUUUUUGGUGGUCAUUCGAGUAAAAAGAGUUCAAUGUCUAUUUUAUCUGUAAGCAAUUUUUCUAUGUUGUAUUCUCUAAAGAAGACACUUGGAAUGCCCUCGCAAUAGUAUUGCAAUUUAUGCUUGUUAUAACUAUGAAUGCAUUUCAGGAUAGCCUUCUUUACAGAAGAUUCUUGUAAAACAAAGGUUGAACGUGGGGAUUUGCAUGGAGAUCUGCAGUCUGUUCAUUUCUAUUUAUUUCAAUGCAAUUGUACAAUGACUUCUAGAAGAGAAAGAAAGAAAAAGAGAGAUGUCAAGGUGGUCGGGCAGGUGUGUCGAGCACGAUCGCCACAAGUGAUUUCGUAAAUUCGCCUGGGCUAUUCUACAAAACAAUGCUAGAAUGAGAGACAGGGUGGGGAGGGGGGAACCAAAAGAGAAAGAACGAGAAUGAGAGAGAGAGAGAGAGAGAAAGAGAAGACACCGAAAUCGAUGAUGGCAUCCGGUCGUCGGAUGAUCCGAAGAACUAUUUAACUAACGAUCGAGGAGAACUGGUGAUAAAAAAAGUCAUUGUAAGUUU
This is a messenger RNA of Megalopta genalis, 9557 nucleotides long. RefSeq lists its product as uncharacterized. Gene Ontology annotation, molecular function: nucleic acid binding. The record is from RefSeq and is a predicted model, not a curated record. NCBI's taxonomy places the organism in Eukaryota, Metazoa, Arthropoda, Insecta, Hymenoptera, Halictidae.